AUGUCCGCCGAGCGAGUCCGCUUAAACCUGCAAUCAUUCUCUAAAGCUCCCCAUUACCGUACUGAGACGGAAAUUCCUGCAGGCCUACCCGGACCUACCGCCGACUUGACCGGAUACCCGAUUGAUGCGAUCGACAAUGGUCUCACGGAUCCCACGCGCCCACACAACAUGAUGGAGGCAACCGAAUUCCCGGAUUUUUCAUUUCCUUACCACGGCAUUCAUGAAGCCAAUCACAUAAUGACUUUGGAGGAUCAUGGCGCCGAUAUGUUCGCAAAUGCCACCGCGGGCUCUAUAUCAUCAAUUGGAGAACGACACGACUCGGUGGCAUCCGGAUCCAACUAUGCCAUGGGCGAACUACCUGUCAAAUCGCAACCUCGUGACGGCUCCGAACAGGAAAGCCCUGCGAGCAAUCAACACGGCACCAACUCAAUGGAAGAUAAUAUGUCGGAUGAGUUCGGACUGACCACAAAGCUGCCAGGAGAUAGUCAGGACCUUGGGAUUUCAUCACGGGACCCCAAAUCUGAUACUCAUCCAGCUUGGAGUGAGCUGAAGACAAAGGCCGGCAAGGAACGAAAGCGCCUACCAUUGGCAUGCAUAGUAUGCCGGCGCAAGAAAAUACGCUGCUCUGGCGAGAAGCCGGCUUGCAAGCAUUGUCUGCGCGCGCGCAUUCCUUGCGUGUACAAAGUAACCACUCGAAAAGCAGCCCCACGCACCGAUUACAUGGCCAUGUUGGACAAGCGGCUCAAGCGCAUGGAGGAUCGGAUUUUGAAGAUUGUGCCCAAGUCAGAGCAAGAUCCCACAGCGGCACAUGUUGUGCGGGCUCAGGUAAAGCCACAGCUUCCUGGCUCCGUGUCCAAUAGCAAGCAGAACGCAAAGAAACGCGCUGCCGACGAGGCUUUCGGGGCCGAUUUCGAUAACUGGGCGCGGCAGCCACCAAAGGCCAAAACGGACGAUCUCAACAAGCCGGCAUCAUUGCAGGUACAAGAGCAAGAGGACGGGAAGCUUCUAGUUGAAGGCCGCGAGGCCCUGCCUUCAAAGGAGAUACAGAUCCAUUUGGCAGACGUCUUCUUUGAAAACAUCUAUGGUCAGGCUUAUCAUCUUCUCCACAAACCGAGUUAUAUGAGGAAAUUAAAAGCCGACGCUCUACCACCAGUACUGGUGCUAUCUGUCUGCGCCAUAUCAGCACGUUUUUCGAACCACCCAAUAUUCACCAACAAACCACAUUUCCUGCGUGGCGAGGAAUGGGCAAUAUCUGCUCGCGACAUAGUGAUACGGCGAUACGAAUGGCCGAAUAUCACUGUCUUGACCUGUCUCCUCAUUCUGGGGCUACACGAGUUUGGUACUUGCCACGGAGGGAGAAGCUGGGCAUUAGGAGGUAUGGCCAUCAGGAUGGCAUUCGCCCUCCAAUUGCAUAAAGACCUCGAAUACGAUCCAACAGCCGCCAACCCCGCCUCUCAGCUGAGCUUCAUCGACAGAGAGAUCCGCCGGAGGACCAUGUGGGCAUGUUUUUUAAUGGACCGGUUCAAUUCUUCAGGAACGGACCGUCCGAUAUUCAUCAAGGAGGAAACCCUCGGGAUCCAACUGCCAAUCAAAGAGAAAUUGUUCCAGCUCGAUAUGCCGGGCCCCACGGAGGAUCUCGACGGGAAAGUGCCACAUCCGGUACCUGAGGAUCAAGGACAACUUUCCAGUGCGAAGGAUAAUAUGGGCGUCGCCGCUUAUAUGAUUCGUUCUAUCUCGUUAUGGGGCAAGAUCAUCAGCUUUCUAAACCAAGGCGGAAAAGAAGCAGACCCUCGCUCCAUGUGGGAUUCCGACUCCAAAUACUCGUCACUACUCAAACAGGCCGAGGACUUUGCACAAGGACUUCCUGAUGGCUUGAAGUACACAUCUGAGAACUUACAUUUACAUGACACGGAAGGCAUGGCGAACCAAUUUCUGUUCCUCCACAUAUCCAUACAGCAGAACGUCUUGUUCAUGAACCGCUUUGCAGUUUCCUCUCCUACAGGUCUUGCUCAGUCCGACGUACCGAGUACCUUCAUAACGCAAGCUGGGGCAAAGGCAUUUGCGGCAGCAAAUACGAUCUCCGACCUGCUAAGAGAUGCCGACACAUACCUCAUAGCCGCUCCGUUUGUUGGCUAUUGCGCAUUCCUUUCGAGCACCGUGCAUAUAUUCGGUAUCUUCUCAGGCAAUACCGCGGUGGAACAAUCAUCCAAGAGGAACCUGACGACUAAUGUGAGGUUCUUGCAAAAGAUGAAGCGGCACUGGGGCAUGUUUCAUUUCAUGUCAGAAAAUCUUAGGGAACAGUUUCGAUCUUGCGCGGAUGCCGCGCAGAAAGGAUCACUAUCCACAGAUAAGACCACAGCAUCCCCCAUUUUUCAAUAUGGGGAUUGGUUUGAUCGCUACCCACAUGGAGUUUCCCAGACAGACUUCCUCGACCCAGCUUCAACAAAGAAGAAAGACAUAGGCGAUGAUGCUGUCCUUGGCCAAAAGCCGGAUGCAUACAAUACAGUUGAGGAAUUCUUCAAUAAACUGUCACCGCCACAAAGUCAAGAAGGCCGAGACGCGAGUAAUGGGCCGAUCCGACCAUCAGCAGCCAAACGCCGGUCAUUUGCUGGCGCUGCUGGCAAAAAAGGCGGUCUGCCUCCGCGGGGUGAUGCCUCGCAGCAAUUAGAGCCUCUUCUUACUGAUUUAUCCUCUUCGAUCCCAGAGCAUGUGCAACAGCGUAUUCAGGCGGCUCAGCGCCAUCAAUAUGCCGCCCGUCUCGGCGGGCAGACCAGUGAGCCUACCUCUUUGCACCUUGAUGUCACUCGCGACAGGCGCAACUCACACCAGUAUACAGGAGCCGCUUCUGCAAAUGCUGCAUACCACGCGCUCUCGCCGAUCAGUCCAAUAACGCAUGGCCUUGGUCAUCAGUUCGCCGGGCACCACGCUGCAGGGCAUGCACACAGUCAUCCGGCCUUCUACAACAACCCCGAUUUAGUUGCACUUGGGCUGACCAACAACACCGGCAUGCUACCCCAACUCGACCGCCAGAUGGUUUUCAACGCGUACGGUGGCCUCGAUCCCACAACCAUUAGUGGGCCCGAGGGGAUGGUAGACUGGGAUGCUUUAGCUAGUGGCGGUAGGCCGAAUGGUACUGCGCCUGGCAAUCCAGGCCGCGAGGUUGGUACUGACGGACUACCACAUAAUUUUGCCGAGCCCUCCAGUGCUUGGUUCAUGCCAUUCAACCUGGAGGCUCCUGAGCUUGGUCAGGAGCUCAAUGCCACUGGAAUGAAUGGCAUGGAUACUUUUGGGGUAUUCAGCCCAAGUGGCAUGGGAACGCCAACGUCUGGACCAGGCCUUGGAAUGAGGAGAGGCUCGCAUAGGUGA
Molecule: messenger RNA, 3366 nt
Organism: Truncatella angustata
Lineage: Eukaryota; Fungi; Ascomycota; Sordariomycetes; Amphisphaeriales; Sporocadaceae
Product: fungal-specific transcription factor domain-containing protein
Exons: 2
Coding region: 1-3366 (1121 amino acids)
Biological process (GO): DNA-templated transcription; regulation of DNA-templated transcription
Cellular component (GO): nucleus
Molecular function (GO): zinc ion binding; DNA binding; DNA-binding transcription factor activity, RNA polymerase II-specific
Source: RefSeq, a predicted model, not a curated record